AUGGAUAUUAGCACCCUAAAAGAAAAGCGCAUAUGCAUAGACGAUUCGAGUAGGGCGCACAAAGAAAAGUAUACAACCUUUUUUUUGCUAAACCCAGAUGGUAUACUCGACUCGGUUGCGGGGCUAGAAAAUUUGGCAUUUUCCUUUGAGAGGAUUUCUUACAAAAACGCUAGAUGCUAUAAAUGCCUAUCGGUUUUUUCCUGCGAAAGCAGUGCUGUGUAUAGAGCCUGCCCUAAGUGCCAUGUUGUGAACGCACUAGUGCCCCACGACAGCAUAGGACGAAAAGUUAUUAUUCUCAUUUGCUACCACUGCAACAGGAGGAACCUCACAAAUAUUGACUGUUCAUAUGUGCAAUGCUUUUUCUGCAGCUGUGUGAACCUUUCGCAACUCACAAAAAAUAGGAGAGACGCGAGGCCCUCCUCGGGGAACAGCGCCAAGGAAAGUUGCGAAGAUAGUUGCGAGGAAAGUUGCGAAGAAAGUUGCGAAGAAUGUUGCGAAGAACGUCCUAGUGGAGAGGGAGCACAGAGUGAUGUUGAAAAUGGGUCCCUCCAAAACAAUGCCAGUUUUGAACACGAUAGGGAGAAUGACAAAGAGGAAGAUCCGAGCGGACAAAGAACGAACAACAAACUGUUUAGUGAAGAAAAAGCACACGGAUACCCACCGGAAAUGAAUUAUUCAAAUGAGGACUAUCGAAAAAAAUUCUCUAAAUCAAAUAACAGUGGGUAUAAUAAUAGUAUGAAUUAUAUGCCCUACUCAAAUGACAGGUAUCAAAACGACUACAUGAGGAAUUCGAGCAGCAACUAUGGCCAAAUGAAUUACAUGAAAAAGGGGAGCAACGAUAAGGGUAACUACUCUCAUGUUAUGAGUGUUAGCCACAGCAAUGGCAGGGUCGGCAACCCCUGUGGUGGGUACUCACGAGAGCACAACAGCUUUUAUAGCGACGAGUAUGACAAGAACUACAAAGCCAGCUAUUCCCACACCAACGCGCAUGUAAAUUCUUGGAACAAAGACAGCAAAAUGUAUGGAAGCAAUAAUCACGACAUGCACAGAUCGGAAAAGUAUAACGAGAAAUUGGGAACUAUUGUCGAAUCUGGAAAUGUUAAAAGAAAAACAAUCAUGUUUAAUAACAUCAAUGAUUCGAACUCCAAAAAAAUAAAUAAAACUAUAAGCUUUCUCGAAAUGGAUAAAAAAAGAGAUAGCGAUGUCAGGGCAUGUAUUGAAUAUUUUAACUCCUUACGUAAAGGAAAAAAUGAUGAUAUUAAAACCAUCCUUGAAAAUCAAAACUAUAAAGAAUUAAAUAUUCCCAAAGAGCAUCUCGAAAAUAGAGAUUUUUACAGAUAUGUAGAGUACUAUAAAAAACAUAACUUGAAAGAUUUAAUAGAUCAAUUUAAUGAAUCUGCUACGAAUGACCGGAAUAAAAGCAAAGAUUUUGGUGGGAAUGGGAAGACCCCUUCUUCCUUUGUUUCGAAUGUACCAAAUAAAGAUAAAGCUAAAGAGAGUGGUAGCAGUAAGGGAUAUGAUAAAGGUAAGAACGGUGCGGGGAAUCCCUCGGGGAAUGAAAAAAACACAAAUAGCAAAAGCACAGACAAUAAUACGAAAAAAAACAAACGCUCGGAAAAUGACUCGCGUGAUGAUCACACUAAUGGGGAUGGAGACGCAUACCAUAAGAAGAAAAAGUCCAAGUGCGAUCAGAAUUUGAAGCCCACUUUUUACACCAUAAACGAUUUGUUCGACUAA
Messenger RNA from Plasmodium cynomolgi strain B, 1737 nucleotides. RefSeq lists its product as hypothetical. NCBI's taxonomy places the organism in Eukaryota, Apicomplexa, Aconoidasida, Haemosporida, Plasmodiidae. The coding region runs from base 1 to 1737 and encodes 578 amino acids. The transcript has 2 exons. The record is from RefSeq and is a predicted model, not a curated record.